This is a messenger RNA of Chiloscyllium plagiosum (whitespotted bambooshark), 621 nucleotides long. NCBI's taxonomy places the organism in Eukaryota, Metazoa, Chordata, Chondrichthyes, Orectolobiformes, Hemiscylliidae. The record is from RefSeq and is a predicted model, not a curated record.
AUGGAGGAUAGUGAGCUCAGCGUGGAGGAUAGUGAGCCCAGCAUGGAGACUAGUGAGCCCAACGUGGAGGAUAGUGAGCCUAGUGCAGAGAAUAGUGAGACUAGCUUUGGGAAUAGUGAGCCCAGUGUGGAAGAUAACGAGCCCAAAGCAGAGAAUAGUGAGCAUAGUGUAGAGAAUAGUGAGCCCAGUGCAGAGCACAGUGAGCCCUGUGCGGAGGAUAGUGAGCCAAGCACGGAGAAUAGCAAGACCAGUGCACAGAAUAAGAAUAGUGAGCCCAGUGGAAAGAAUAGUGAGCCCAUUGUGAAGGAUAGUGAGCCCAGCGUGGAGAAUAGUGAGCCCAGCGAAGAGAGUAGUGAACCCAUUGUGGAAGAUAGUGAGCCCAGUGUGAAGAAUAGUGAGCCCAGAGUGGAGAAUAGUGAGACAAGCAUGGAGAAUAAUGAGCCCAAUGCAGGAAAUGGUGAGCACAAUGUAGAGAAUAGUGAGGCCAACGUGGAGAAUAGUGAGUCCAUUGUGGAGGACAGUGAGCCCAGCACAGGAAAUAGUGAGCCCAGCGUGGGAAAUAGUGAUCCCAGUGUGGAGGAUAGUGAAUCCAUUGUGGAGGAUAGUGAGAGCAAAGAAUAG